AUGGCUAAUUCUCCAGUAAAUAUAUCACAGGGUGUGUUGACAUUCAGUGAUGUAGCAGUGAACUUCUCCCAGGAGGAGUGGGAAUGCCUGGACUCUGGUCAGAGGGCUUUGUACAUUGAUGUGACGUUGGAGAAUUGCAGCAACCUGCUGUCUGUGGAGAACUAUUACAAGUGUGAUUCUGUCCAUCAGCAUGUGAAAACUGAAAAGGAGUCUUGUCAGUGUAAUGAGCUUGGAAAAGUGCUUCAUGACCCCUCUACAUGUGCACUUUAUAGAACAAGUGAAACUACAGAACUCACAUGCAGUAAUAACUACACAUGCAGUAAUCCCAGGGAUGCCUCUGUUGACUCAUCAAACCCAGACAGACGUGAAAGCAUGCACAGUGGAGAAGAACCUUGCCAAUCUAAAGACCGUGAGGAAUCCUUAAAUUUGUGUUCUGACAUUCUUCAAGAUCAGACAGGCUACACUGCAAAAAAAGAGCACAGGCAGGAAGAAGGUGAGGAAUCUUUGAGCUCUGUAUACAGUCUUGUGCAACACCCAAUCUACAUUGAAGAAAAUCCACACCAGUGUGGGAAAUACAAGAAAUGCUUCAGGACUGCUUGCUACCUCACAGAUCACAAAAGAAUUCCUACUGGAAUUAAACUCUGUCAGAGCAACAUUAGUGGAAAAUCCUUCACCCAGCAUUCCAGUUGUAAAAUACACCAAAGCCUUCAUUCUUCGGAGAAACCAUACACUUGUAUGGAAUGUGACAGGUCCUUAACUUGCAAUUUGCAAUUUAGAAGACAUAAGAGAGUUCAUAUUGGAGAGAGACCUUACAGUUAUAUGCAAUGUGACAAGUCCUAUACCUGUCUCUCACAUCUUAGAAGACAUCAGAAUUUUCACACUGGAGAGAGACCUUACAAAUGUAUGGAAUGUUACAAGUCCUUUAUCUGUGAUUCAUAUCUUAGGAAACAUCAGAGAGUUCAUACUGGGGGAAAAACCUUACAAAUGUCUGGAAUGUGACAAGUCCU
Molecule: messenger RNA, 1007 nt
Organism: Cricetulus griseus (Chinese hamster)
Lineage: Eukaryota; Metazoa; Chordata; Mammalia; Rodentia; Cricetidae
Source: RefSeq, a predicted model, not a curated record